Messenger RNA from Stegodyphus dumicola, 974 nucleotides. Its product is annotated as putative nuclease HARBI1. The record is from RefSeq and is a predicted model, not a curated record. Lineage: Eukaryota; Metazoa; Arthropoda; Arachnida; Araneae; Eresidae.
AUGCAUCAGGCAAAACCAACGUUUCUUAAAAAUUUUUACAAUAAAUUGCUCCAACUGCGUUAUUUUCCCAAGCCCUUUAAGACAGGGCAAGUUAUUCUUUUCCAAAAGAAAGAAAAGGACCCGAACGAUCCAGCCUCAUUCCGGCCCAUCUGUCUCCUGCCCGCCAUAGGGAAAAUUUAUGAGAAACUUUUAGUUCAGAGAAUAAAGCACUACUUGGAGAUUAAGGGUGAGAUCACGGACUCUCAGUAUGGUUUUCGAGAGCAGCGCUCAACUAUCCAAGCUCUUAGUGCCAUACAAAAGGGAAUCUAUGACGCGUAUGACUCUAACAACCAUGUAGCCGUACUCAGUCUGGAUCUGAAAAGUGCGUUCGAUUCCCUGUGGUGGCCAGCAAUCCUGGAAGCACUUCACGACGCUCAGAUCCCUGAUAAUCUGUACUGCAGAUUUGCGAUUCUGAUUUUGAUGAUCACCAACGUCAAUGCGAAAUUUCCUGGUAGUUCACAUGAUUCAUUUGUGUGGCGAUCUUCAGGAGUUCGGCAUGCACUUUCCAGGCAUCAUGAAACUGGCUCUUGGCUUUUAGGUGAUGCAGGCUAUCCUUUGGAACCAUGGUUGUUGACUCCUGUGUCUUCCCCAACUGUAGGAUCUGCUAAUGAAAGAUAUAACAAGAAGCAUGCAACAGCCAGAAACUGCAUUGAAAGAUGUAUUGGGGUUUUGAAAUCAAGAUUUCGCUGUCUACUGCAUGCAAGAGAAUUAAAUUAUGAACCAACAACUGCUGGGAAAAUUGUAAAUGCCUGUGCAGUGUUGCAUAAUAUUUGCAGGCAUUACAAAUUACCCGAUGUUGAAAAUGAUUGCAGAGAAGAACCAUGGGGACCAAUUCCACCAACAGUUUUUGAACCAUCAUUAAGAGCUGCUGCUCUUAAAAUCAGAGAUAAUUUAAUUUUAACUCGUUUUUAAAACUAAUGAUAAUAAAUUUUUUA